This is a messenger RNA of Diorhabda carinulata, 4575 nucleotides long. Its product is annotated as DALR anticodon-binding domain-containing protein 3. Gene Ontology annotation, biological process: arginyl-tRNA aminoacylation; tRNA C3-cytosine methylation. The transcript is spliced from 5 exons. Bases 125 to 1396 code for a protein of 423 amino acids. Gene Ontology annotation, molecular function: tRNA binding; ATP binding; arginine-tRNA ligase activity. NCBI's taxonomy places the organism in Eukaryota, Metazoa, Arthropoda, Insecta, Coleoptera, Chrysomelidae. The record is from RefSeq and is a predicted model, not a curated record.
GUUUGAACUUAGUGGCGACACUGAUUGUUGGUUGGUUUCUUUGGUUAUGUUUUUAAAGUUUCCAAUCAAAAUAUUGCCAAAUAAAUUAAAUGGUUUCAAUUGAAAAAACUAUUUAUUAUCAAAAAUGUAUAUUCUAGAAGACUUCUUAUUAAGUCUUCAAGACUUUUUGGUAAGCAGGAAGGAAUACGAUCAUAAUAUUAUUAGAAAACAUACAAAGAAAUUGGAUGAACUUGGUGAAAUCAGUUUUCCUUUAUGCAUUAAUAAAUGGUCUACUUUAAUUGACAAUAAAAAUGUUGCACAUGUUGGAAUAACUACUAUACUGCAGUACAAAUACCCGAAGAGUGAUAAAGACAGUUUACUAAAUAUAUUAAUUACUGAGAGCAGUAACUGGAAAAUACAAAUAAAACAAAUUAAUGUUAAGAAUAAUGAUGCCCAUAUUUUUUUUAAUAAAUCAUUUGAUUUGUUUAGGGUUGUUAUACAAGAUGUUUUGGAACAUAGUGAUACAUAUGGUUUCAGCGAUAUUAUUAAAAAUAAUGUGAUUAUUAAAAUUUCUCCUAAUAUAGAAAGUAGCGAUAUAAAUCAAUUGGAUUUAACUAAUUUGAGAUUAAAACUAUUAAAAGAUAUAAGUACAAAUUUUAUAAUGCAAAAUACGUCGAAAUCAACAUCCAAUACCUGCAAUGUAUAUUUAGUUUUAAAUCCUGUGGAAAAAGAUAAAAAAACAAUAUUAUGUGGACCAGUAGUUAAUGAAAAAAGUGUAAAAAGUACAUAUAAGGCUUCCGAGUUGUAUAAGAAGAGAUCAGCUGAUAUGCGAAUGAUGGCACAGCAUAAGUAUGGAAUUCAAGUGAAACUUAAUCCUAGUUGGGAAAAUUAUUUUGAUAAUUUGGGUACAGGAUCGGUAACAAUAGAAAUGUUAACUAACAAGCCCCAAAAAUCUAUAAAAAUUACUCCAAAUGAUUUACAGUCUGCUAACAAAGGAGCUGCGUUUAUAUUUUACAAUUGUGCAAGAUUAUCUGCAUUAUUUAAAGAAUUUGAUAAAAGAGUCUCAAUGCGAGAGUAUCCUGAACUACCAAAUUGUAAUGAUAUUGACUUUUCUCUGCUCAAGCAACCAGAAGAAUGGGAAUUAUUUUACGUAUACAUUAUCCAGUUUCCAAUGGUUAUAAAAAGUUGUAUCAAAGAUGUUGAAAAGGGGAUCAUAAAUCCUCAACAUUUGAUAUAUUUUUUAUCAAACCUAUCUUCUAGUUUCAGUAUUUACUAUCGAAGAGUUAGGAUAUUAACGAAUCCGAAGGAACACAUGUUUUCUAUCAUUCAUGCAAGAAUAUAUCUGCUGAAGGCAUUACAAUGUGUAUUCCAUAAUUCUUUGCGUUUGUUGAACGUUGAUCCAGUUCGAGAGAUGUAGGAAUAAAAAUAUGGAGACAACUAGGCCAAAAUGGUUACAAAGUAAUUUUUUGAGCGAAGAAUAAGAAAAUACAAAUUACUGGAAACUCUACAAAAUUUAUUUAUUUGUUUACCAGAAUAAUGAAACAUUGCAUGCGGUGUCUUUUGACAUUGAAUCUAAAGUUUCUGUGUACUCAGUAGGGAUGUUUAUACAAAAAAAAUAUCGAUAAUAUCUCGAUAUAAUACAUAAUACAUAAUACGGAUUUUUCCGUAUUUUACAUCAUACUAACAUUUGAAUGCGUUUAUGAUGGCGCCAUCUUAAUUAUAUCAUAGACGGUUGUUAUUCCUAUUUCAAAUUCAGUGCAUCACGAACGAAAGUUCCUCGCUCAUAUUUUUUUUAAAGUUACACUGUAAUUCUAAGACUGCUUUAUUUUGUUUUCGUACAACUCGAAGUAGUAAUAUUGUCUACACCUCGUUUACAGUUCAUUUUCUUAACGAAAUGACGAUUCUCGAUUUAAACAAAAGCAAAUCUUGAAUUAACCCUCCCCUCCUCAACCACUCUGAUCUCCGAGCACUGCGCAUGCGUCAACUAUUUACAAACUACGUCAGAGAGUACUAGCUUCUCUUUGUCUUCAGGUUCGCGAUCGCAAAGUACCGCGGAACUACAUUGCGAUCGCGAAACUUUCGUAAAUCCGUAAAAUUCUGAUUCCUCAUGCUAUGGUCAUGGAUGGAGUCGCCAUCUAGUGUCAAAUACAGAAGCUAAAAAUUACGAUAUGAACGAAUCAGUCCGGAUUCUAGAUAUUCAACUGUAUAUCGAUACUUUGCGAUAUAUCGUAAGGGAUUUGUAUUCAACUAGUUUAAAUUAUUGACAAUCAGAUAGGGUUUAGGUUAAUUUGAGUAUAAACAGAAUACAGAAACAAAUCAAUUUUAUAUAUUCAUAAAUCCCAAUAAUUUUUCUUUAGACUUUGCAAUAGCUAAAUUUUUUCAACUCUCUUAGUUUGCAGUCUGCUUCUUUGCUGGGUUAAAACUUGCGCAGUUUUCGAGAAAAGUUGCUAAGAUGGAACAGAGCUAGCCGCUAUUAUUAAAUAUUUAAAAACGAGAUUAUAUAACUUUGGGAACUGUACCUUGUCAUCUACCUUCGUACAAUCUACUAACUGGAGCCCUCAUUAGAAAGAUUUUCGUCUGGUUUAUUCGUUUUCCAAUUCAGCUAGACCAGUUUCUGGUGAUUGUUCAGAGACUAUAAUCCGAUGAAAGACUAAUUUUGUCGGAAUUGUCCGUGUCAGAUUUCGUAGUAGUACAUAAUAUUCAUCCUACUUGGUUUUAUUUAAAUUGUAUCUUUAAAGUUACUAAAGGCAUUUGCGCAGGUCAACGGAUCUUCAAAAAAUGAAGUUAUUUGAACUUCGGGUUCAAUAUUGUAGCAGUAGUCAAUGAUGAUACGUAUUCGAUAGCUCCCAUUCGUUUGUUAAUCUUGGUAAGAGUGCGUUUAUGUACCUCCUUGAUUAAAGGCUCUUCAUUUAUUAGGUUUUUCAGUUUUGAUAUCAUACAGUGCACUAAUGGAAUGACCUUGGCACUAGAACAAUAUUUAUCGCCAGAUAUUUCCUUAGUCGCUGCUUCCAGUGGACGUAAAAUGUUAAGAUGCGAUGUUAAUAUUGUCAACUCCAUACCAGUUAACAUCGACGGUGAUGUUUGAUUUUCGAUCACACGAUACCCUGUGGGACUGUAGCCAAUCAUUAUUCAUUUUUCAACCUUUGAAUCUAAUUUACCUCGACGCUCUCUUGGAAUGUGGCUAUAACUCAAACAACCAAAAAUUCUAAAGUUACUUAUGUCAGGCUUUCUCUGAUACCAGAUUUGUAAUCAUUUUCCAUCUCUUUCUCUCCAAUUAUUUUGAGGACAAUUUCUCUUAAAAUGUGUAUCUCUCCACACUGAUAACAAUCUUGAUUAUUCUGUGCUUGUAAAGCAUACGGAACACUGGUAUUUUCCUUAGUUUGUUUACAUAAUUUUCGUUUUUCAUACUCAGCAAGUAGUUUCUUUUUCACAUCAACAAAUGUCAAACCUGUUGUAUUCUCAAUAACUGUUGAAAUUGUCUCUUAAGACUUAAAUGCAACUGACCGGGUAUCCCUUUCUUUUCAUAUUUGUCUCGUAACGUUUCCCACAUUUCAAAAGCCGAUUCCUUUUCUCUUAAUAACUCCUAACUGAUUGUCAUUCACAAAUUGCACAAUUGAAGACAUUGCUUUUUGCCUCUUUUUUCUUACUUUCCUCCUUCUGUUUACUUGUGAAAUCAGUUUCAUCUAUGACAGGCUCUACAUAUCCUUUCACUCCAUUUUCAGCCAAGAUUAUUUCCAUUCUAAAUUUCCAAUUAUGAUAAUUUUUUCCAGUUAACAAUUCUAUCUAGUAUGAUCUGCCUCCUUGUGCCUUUUUUAAUCUUUAUUCCUUUUCUAUUGUAUAUUAUUUUCACAAAGCUUACUUUAUGUUGUUAAAUGUUAAUAAACAAUAAGUAUUAUUAAAUUGACUUUAUUAAUAAUACAUAAAUGAAGCACAAUAAUACAUGAAUAAAAUUAUGCACGUAACGCAGUAUGUAAAAUGCACUUGAAAAAGUCUUUCGUUUAAUUAUAAAUGAAUGGACUGUAAAAAACACUUUUGUAUAAACACUGAUAACUGGAUGUGAACUGCUGAAUGCGACUGGCUGUCGCGUGGGCUGGUGGCGGACUGACCGUGGUGGGUCAUCCUUCGGGGCUCUUCAGACGGAAGGGGAAGAGCAAUAAAAUUUGGCUCUCUUGGUUUCCCGUCUACCUGGCAUUUUUAUUUCGCACAGGCACAAUUAUAUUUAGUGUGCGCAUCGUUGCUAUACUCCAACACUUUACUUACUAUUUACACAAAGCCUUUUAAGAAUUGGUAAUUAAGCAAGAAAUCCAACUUUUUUUAAUUGUUUGCAUUUUAUUUACAAGGUUAACAUCAACUUUCAACUGAGUUUUGUCAAACUAUUGCGUAUGUCUCUUGCAGUUGGUCUUGUGAAACAGUCAAUCGAAUCUUAUGUCUUCAUGUUUGAUUUCUUUUGAUAGAAGAAGAUAGAAUGUAGAAUAUAUGUGUUUAAUAAAUCGUAUAUGUACAUCUUACCUUAACUAAAAAUCAAAAAUUAAUAAUUUAUUUUGGAAUAAUAUUAACUACAGUUUUUUGAUAAUUUAUACAAAAAAAAUAAUAAAA